Molecule: messenger RNA, 1658 nt
Organism: Diabrotica virgifera virgifera (western corn rootworm)
Lineage: Eukaryota; Metazoa; Arthropoda; Insecta; Coleoptera; Chrysomelidae
Product: facilitated trehalose transporter Tret1-like
Exons: 2
Coding region: 33-1505 (490 amino acids)
Biological process (GO): transmembrane transport
Cellular component (GO): membrane
Molecular function (GO): transmembrane transporter activity
Source: RefSeq, a predicted model, not a curated record
UUUUAUUUUUAUUUAGUGUAGAUAAAAUAAUAAUGGAAAACAGUAACGAAGUUAGGGAUCUCCUAAGUAGCAAAGAAAAAUAUGAACAAUGUAUUGAUGAACUAAAAUGUGUGCAAGAGAGCAAACAAAAACCUGACACCUUGUUUCUUUAUUUUACUGCAAUUAUUGGGACACUUCCUAUGGUAAUAAUUGGAUCAUCAAUAACAUGGACCUCCCCGGCCAUUUUGAAAUUAGAUUCCAACGAUACAACAAUCAAUCCUAUUGGAAAACCAAUAACGACAUCAGAAAUAUCUAUGUUAUUAGGAGCGCCUACGUUCGUAUCCUUAAUUACAUGUAGCAUCUUACAAAUGGCAGCAGAUCGAAUGGGCAGAAAGCUGAGUCUGCAGAUCUUGUGCUUAGGCACAUUGUUGGGUUUAAUCGGAACAGCUUACAGCACAAAUAUGACUUUGAUUAUAAUUUGGACUUGUCUUUAUGUAACUUUUACAGGCAAUACAUACAUGGUGCUCCCCAUAUAUAUAACGGAAAUUUGUGAAAAUCACAACAGGGCUAAAUACGGUAGCCUGAUGUCGGUUUGCCUCAGUCUUGGUGAGCUGUAUUGCUAUAUUCUUGGACCAAAAUUUGAUUUUAAAAUCUUUACACUUAUGGUUGGACUCCCCCUAGUACCAUUUCUUCUAUUUUUUCCAUUUGCACCAGAAUCUCCAGUAUACUUGUUAUCAAAAGGAAAAGACAAAGAAUGCAUAAAUGUAUUGAAGCGAUUGAGAAAUAACAAAACCGCUAAGGAAUUAUGUAGCGAUCUAAAUGACAUACAAGAAGAAGUGAAUAAAGCAAACUCAGAUAAUCAGCUAAAAAUUGUUCAAAUGUGGACUGUAAAAGAAGCUAGAAUUGGUUUAAUUUUAGCAACCCUAGUCAUUUGUACACAAUUUCUGUGCGGGGUACCGACUGUAAUGAGUCUUAUGGAACCAAUCUUUGAAGGAUCGGGUUCAAGCAUCUCCUCUAAUACAGUGGCAAUUAGUGUGGGAAUUGCUAAAACGAUUAGCUUCACUGUCAGUUCCAUGAUUGUAGAAAGAUUUGACAGAAAGAUAAUGUUAUUAGUUUCUUCAAUCGGAACUGGAGUCUCAGUAGGAAUAUUAGGGAUAUAUUUUUAUUUGACACAUCUUAAUUCUCCGUUAGUCUCCCAAUUACAACUGGUCCCUAUUGUGACAGUUUUAGUGUACGUAAUGUCCUAUUCUUUAGGUCUUGGACCACUUCCAAUAGUUAUAACAACUGAACUGUUUAGGUCCGACCUUAGAGCAACUGCCUUUAUUAUUCUCCUUAACACGACAGGACUAAUAUUCAUCGGUUUUAAUUCUGCGUUUCCCUUUGUAGCUGAGAUCUUAGGGAUUCAUUGGUGCAUGUGGAUAUUUGGUAUGUUCUGUAUUCUUGGCGCGAUUCUUAAUCAUGUCUUUCUACCAGAAACGAGAGGAAAAAGUAUAGCGGAAAUUCAGUCAUCGUUGAAAAAUUAUUAGAUUUUUUCUUUGUGAUAAUCAUCUGCUUACCACGGAAGCUUCACGAAUAUUCACUAAGGUUUUUAGAUAUAGAUAUUUUCAGAUUAUUUGGGAAUUAUUUUUAGAGUUACUUUACACAUUCGAUUGCUUUUAGUAAAGUUCUCUCUGAACCCA